Messenger RNA from Aspergillus alliaceus, 2169 nucleotides. RefSeq lists its product as uncharacterized. NCBI's taxonomy places the organism in Eukaryota, Fungi, Ascomycota, Eurotiomycetes, Eurotiales, Aspergillaceae. The transcript is spliced from 2 exons. The record is from RefSeq and is a predicted model, not a curated record. Bases 1 to 2169 code for a protein of 722 amino acids.
AUGCCCCUCUUUAAAAAAAAGCCGAAGACUCCUCCUACGACUAAGUCUCCUGCGUUCCGAUCAGUCGAACAUCUCCCAUCUUCGGUCGUAUUCCCCGACGAUCUCGACCACCGCUUUUCCGUCUCCACCAACGAACCUGUACCGCCGCUGCCCGUUCAACAUCCAGCGCAUUCUUCGUUCGUUCAUCGUUCGCAAAGUCAACGUCGUCCCAACACCUUUGCGAACAAUUCAGUAGUCCCGCCCUCCUCCACUGCUGCGCCUCCGCGCAUUGUCGAUGCUGACCCUUCCGAUCAGACGUGGUCGCACCCCCCAGUUGAGAAACCUGAGGAGCAAGAACAUCCGCGACGGUCCAGACGGAACCUCUUCUCUUUGCACUCUGCCUCUUCACAGCCCCCCAGAGAAGCGACAGGCUUCUUGGAGCGCAGUCGCUCCGUGAGGAAAUCUUCUCCGGCCCCGCAAAGACACGAGCAGCGUCCCCUCUCGGUGGAUACAACUACCGACCCCCACCCCGCGUCCAGGUCCAGGGAGUAUGUGGUAGAUUCGACCCAAGACCCUUCAAAGUCACCCAUGCCGCAGGAACAAGUUCCGCACGAAUCUCGACCUCCUCGCUCGCCGCAGGCCCCGUCUAUCCACCGAUCGAACACUGACUCGACACUUCUCGAGAAUAUCUACCGCCCCUCCCCUGUUGAUCCCAAGCACCCGACCGAGUUAACGCCGGCCUCCGCUCAACAACACCAGCUGGGCCCUCGUCCUCCAUCGCGGCAAUCAUUAGGCCCUCCGUCGCCGCUGCCCCCGCCGUCCAGCCAACCAGACCCUUCUAUCACACAGAGUGCCAUGUCAGACCGCCCGUCCAGUGGCCAGCAGCACGGCCCAACGGCAACCCCGCCAUCAGGGGGUCAUGCGCCGUACCCACAGGGAAAUAAUACUCAAGAUGCCGGAGCGCGCAACAGUGCAGGCCCACAGGCGGAACCAGGCCGCAGCACGCCGACAUCUAAUCGCAAUCGCGACGAAGGGGAGAUUGACGUGCGGGCCCUGAUUCAGAAGCACGACGAACUUCAGGUGAAAUAUUCUAAGGUUAAACGGUAUUAUUUCGAGAAGGAGGCUCAGGUGCAGCAUUUGCAGAAUACCGUUGCCCACCAGCGCAUGGCCGUGUCGCGUACCGUGCUGGAUGACAACGAGUAUGCUAACCGGUUCGGCCGUCUAGACGGCGCCAUUAAGGACCUGGCAUUCGCGUUCCGAAAAGACUGGAAGAGUCUCCCGAGGUGGCUGGUUGGAUACGUAAAUGAUGAUGCGCACAUAACAGGUACGAAAGAGAUGACCGCGAUCGGUCGCGCGGUGGUCAGCCGGUGGCUCGUGGACGAGCUUUUCGAACGUUUUUUCCACCCGGCACUAGAACCCACCUUCAGUCGGCAGUUGAAAAGCAUUGAGAUGAACCUGCGCCGGCAGCAGGGCAAAAGCCUCACCGAUGAGGAUAAGGAGAAUGAAAUCGCUCGCAUUUCCAACUGGCGACGGACGACCCUGGACGGCCUCGCAGACGCGCUACAGGGCCCGGCUGCGGAUGAGUACCGGUCUCAACUGAUCGACUAUUUGGUGAAUAACCUGGUUGCGAAUCUCGUGUGCUAUCUGGGUGAUCCUCCGCCGCCAGGGUUGGACAACGGUGCGCGGAUGAUUGUGGAGAACGCCAUCGGUAUCGCGGACAAGAUUCCCUUGGAGUCCCGCGACCUAUGCGUUGAGUACAUCCAUCCCGGCACCCUUCUCCACGAGGCCAACAUGAAAGUCGAGGCCGGUCUGCCACCACUAGCCAACGUGAGCGCCGAAUCCGUCGCCGUGCGAAGAUCCGGUGACCACGAGCAUCCCGAAGGGCCGCCUGACGAAGCCGACGGAGAGUCAUCCGGGUCGACGAGUCAGGAGGGCACCCCGGGAGGGCCGCAUGGCGGACGCGAACAACGGAUGCGGUCCGUCUUCAGCACGCUAAUGGGACGGAGACCGAACCAAGGCUCUGCUCCGGGCCCUGGUGGCACCGGAGAUUCGCGCCCUCCCACGGCGAUGGAGGAACGGAACAGCUUGGGGGCCGGACGGAUUCGGUUUGCGUCGUUUGUAACCGCGGAGGUCAGAGGACGAGGUCCAAUGAAUGUGUUGGUCAAGGCGCCUGUAUAUCUGAUGGACUAA